GCUACGAUCUCGUCCUUCCCCUCUCCCCACUUCCAUCCCGUUGGUGAUUGAUCCUCCGCUUUAUAUUGUACAACAUAAAGGCAAGCCUCCGAAUUGCAAUUCGCGGUUCAAAGCUUCGAUCUCGUGCGCACAUGGAGGAGCUCUCCCGCGACGCCGCCUCGCUAGCACCGGAGCCGCGCAGGCAGGCGGAGGAGGGUUGGUCGCCGCGUGAGGCGGAGGCGUUCGUGGACGCAGUGGAGGGGGCGUCGACAGCCUCGGUGUCGCCUGUGGCCUGGCGCGAGGGCGAGGGCGAGGUCGCCGCGGGGGCUUCGCCGUCAAAGUGGAGAUCGCAGGGCUACGGGGCGGCGGCCGCGGAGGAAGUGGAAAGCUAUGAGUCGCCGUCGGGUUCAUCGUCGGGGUGCGCAGCGAUGGACGGGGAUGAGUCUCCGUCGGUUUCUGAAUUGCGAGAGGAGCCGGGGAGGGUGGAUACAGGAAGCGCCGCGUCGCCGUCGGAGCAGAGCGCGAGGGCAGCGGAGGAGCACGAGAAUCCGAUGGCCCCGACAGGGGUAGGAUCGCCAUCGAGGGAGGAGCCGAGGUCGAGGAUACUGUCAGCGCCAUCGUCCCCGGCGCUCUCAGGCACGUCGACGUCGUCGUCGGCGUUGUCGCAGAUCAAGCAGCAGGCGCGGCACGUGCGGACCGGCAGCUUCCAGCGAUUCCGGAAGCAGAUGCAGCGCGCGUGGAAGUGGGGGCCCAUUGGAGGUGGAGGAGUUGGCGAAAGGAGCCCCAGGGAGCAGUUUCUGCGGACGACUGUUAACAUUGAGGCCAUGGCGAAUCAGAAGCGGCAGUGGUAUCAAAUCCACUCCAAGGCGCAGGAUCAUAAGCAAUAUAAGGAACCAACUUCGCUCUUUGAACAUUUUUUCGUAGUUGGUCUCCACUCAUAUGCAAACGUUGGAGUUAUUGAGGAUGCGUUUGCAAAAAAGAAAGCUUGGGAAUCUAAUGUAGCAUGUUCGGAGAUAGUAGAUCUUAGAAAAAUCCAGUAUCAUGGACCUAUACCAACGAUGGAACCCCAGAUUCUUUUCAAGUAUCCACCUGGAAAGAGAGUGGAAAUUAGGGAGACUGAUUUGCCCUCGUUCUGUUUCCCUGAAGGUGUAAAGGCUCGUUUAAUAGAGAGGACUCCAUCCAUGAGUGAUCUGAAUGAAGUAAUAUUUGGGCAGGAACAUCUGUGUCGAGAUGAUCUGUCCUUCAUCUUCUCCCUUAAGGUGUCAGACAAUGCACCACUGUAUGGUGUUUGUCUGCAUGUCCAGGAAAUAGUUCAAAAGGCACCAGGUAUACUAGGUGCAGUCUCACCCCUAAAGACUACAUCCUACAAGCCAAGUCGUUUCUUGGUUUCUGCGCCUCGUUGUUACUGUCUACUCACAAGGGUACCCUUUUUUGAGCUACACUAUGAGAUGUUAAACAGCAUAAUUGCACAGGAGAGGCUUGACAGGAUAACACAGUUUGCUAGUGAAAUUGCUCUAUCUGAGCCUGUUCCUCGUUCCAUGAAAGAAGAAGAUGGGGUAAAUGGGGAUUUUGUUUCCUCAUAUGGGCUUCCAUACAAUGACUGGACAGAAUAUGCUGUGCCCGUCAACAGUAUAUCAGGUCUCAUUUCUUCAUCCGGAAUUCCAUCAGAAAGAGACAUAUCUUCGUAUUUGUUCAGGAGCUGGGAACCUAAUUCUCCUGAAAGUAUAUCUGCUAGUGAGAUUUCAGAUUCUAGUUAUGUAAGAGAACUUGACAAGGAAGGGAGGCAUAGUUUCCAGCAAUCUGAUGACUGUAUAUCAGAUAACUUGGAAUCCCGUUGUGAUAGCUUUGGGAGAGCAAGUUGUAUCUAUGAUAAUGGACAUACUUCCCCAGAUCUUCUGUCCACACAUUCUCCUAUCUCUAAAAGAUUAGAGCGUGCACAAAGCGUGGAGUCUUUAGAGAGUUCAGUCAAAGGUGCUGGGUCAGAUGAAGAAGAUGAAGUAUUUGUGAAGCAUGAAGUGAUUGUUGAUGAUGAAAAGAUUAUAGGAUGGGCUAAGGUACACAAUAAUGAACCGCUACAAAUAGUUUGUGGUUACCAUGCUAUUCCUCUGCCACUUCGUGGCGGUGAAAUUGUUUUCCGCCCUCUUGAUCAUCUUCAGCCUGUGAAAUACUCCCGGCCUGGAUUAUCGAUGUUGGGUUUUGGAGAGACAGUUUUGGACAAUGGUUUGACUUUGUCAGAAACAAAUGAGGUCAAUGCUCUUUUGGUGGCUGCCGAAGAAGCUCUUGCAUUGUCGACAUGGACUACAGCUACAGUUUGCCGUGCUUUGUCUCUGGAAAACGUGCUAGGAUUAUUCGCUGGAGUUCUGCUGGAGAAGCAAAUUGUGGUAGUAUGCCCGAAUCUGGGUGUCCUUUCAUCCAUUGUUUUGUCAAUUAUACCAAUGAUCAGGCCAUUCCAGUGGCAAAGUUUGUUGCUUCCAGUUCUACCGAGAAAAUUGAUUGAUUUUCUUGAUGCUCCCGUACCUUUCAUUGUCAAGGCAUAUUCAUUGCCUCAACUUCCACGUUACAAGGAGCUUGUUUCUAACCUCAGUCCAAUUCAUGCUAGACUUUCGUGUGAGAAUGCUUUGGCUAAGAGACAUCCCAUUUAUAAAUGCAGUGAAGUUCAGGCUGAGGCUGCUUGGCAGUUCUUAAAUGUAAUGAGAUCCUACUUGGAAUCACUUUGUUCUGACUUGCGCUUUCAUACCAUCACAAAUGUACAGUCAAACAAUGACAGGGUAUCUUUGCUUCUGAAAGACAGUUUCAUUGAUUCCUUUCCCGUCAAGGAUCGACCAUUUAUAAAGCAUUAUGGCGGCAGCGCUGACGCCCGCACCAAUCGGCGCUCCGCCCUCGACAUAUUCUAUGGGCUCGCGCUCGCCGAGGCGCUGCUGUUCCUCGUCGAGAAGGCGCUGUGGCAGUGGAGGGUGGGCCACCGCCGCCUGCUCGAGCGCGUCGCCAAGGAGUGCCACCUCGCCACCGCGAGCGGCGCGGUGGCCGUCCGCCGCUUCUUCUACGACUCCUAUUCGCGGUGCCUGAACGGCAGCAUCUUCGACGGUCUGCACAUGGACCUAGUGUCCUACGCCGAUGACCUGCUCACGGCGGGCUCCCACGACGAGCAGCGCCUCGGCGCCAGCAUCCUCGUCGCGCUCGUUGAGUCCGACCGCUUCGCCGACGCCACGCUCCGCAAGAUCGGCACGUCCGCGCCCACCAUCGAGCGGCUCAUCGAGAUGCUCAGCUGGAAGAACGCGUCGGAGAAGGACGUGCGCCGCUCUGCCGCGGUAGUCGUUUCCAUGCUCACCGGGAGGAAGCUCAACGCGCUCCGCGUCACCGGCAUCCCCGGCGCGAUCGAGUCUGUCGCCUCGUUGCUGUACGCAGGCCUCGACGAGCUCAACCUCCUCGGCCUGUCCAUCCUCAACAAGCUGGCGCACGACCACGACAACUGCGACAAGAUCGGCAAAACCAGGGGCCUUCUCGACAAGAUCAUCUCGUACUCGAGCAUCGCAAACGGACCGGCGACGGCGCCGACAGACAUGCGACUCAAGGCGGUGAAGCAAUCACUCCUUGUGGUGAAGAGGCUCGCGAGCACGACGGGGACCACCGGGAAACUUCUCCGGAGGGAGCUCUCCGACAUCGUGUUCACGGUGAGCAACGUCAGGGAGGUGCUGCAGCAGCGCGACGGCAAGGGCCGGUCUGAGCUGCACCAGCUGGCAAUUGAGAUAUUGACGAACCUCGCCAUGGACGAGGAGGCGAGGGAGAUGAUUGGCGGGACGGGGGGCGUGGUCAGCGAGCUGGUGGCGAUGUUCUUACCGGAAAAGGAUGCGGGGGGCGACCAGCAGGCCGACGCGGUCCGGGUGGAGGCCGGAGAGGCGCUGGCGAUGCUGGCACUUGACAGCCGGAGGAACUGCGGCGAGAUCAUAACGGCGUGCGGCGGAGGGGUGGAGCGACUCGUCGAGGCACUGAGUGAUCCCGUCGUCAUCAUCGCCGCCGCACGGAUCCUACGCAACCUGUGCACCUACGCCGGUGAAGAGUGGCAGCUUUCACUCCGAGGAGUCACCACCGGCGCCACCAAGGUGCUGCGUAAUAUCAUGGUCGAGAAGACGAAGCUCCUCAAUAUCUCCCUCGGCCUCGCCGCGCAGAUGCUCCGGUUCAUGCAACCCGGAGAGCUCCGCGCGAGCCUCGCCGCGGCCAGCGUCACGGACACGGCGUUGGCGCGGACGCUGGUGCAGGUCCUGCGGGAGUACAGCCACCCGUCCAUGGUCGUGCCACGCAUCCGGCUGUACACCCUCGAGCUCGCCAUCGCGAUGAUGCGGUCGGACGCGCGGCUCGUGGCGCUCUUCGUGGAGCUGGGGAUGGAGGGCGAGCUGAGGCGCGUCGCGGGCACCACAUCCGUGCUCGAGUGCUUCAACGUGUUCUCCGGCAGCGUCGGGCUCAGCCGCCGCGCCGUCAGCGUCUGCUCGCUCGUCGAGUCCGCCGUGGAGCUGAUGAGGCAGGGCUGAAAUAUAGACUGCAAACUACACGGCAUUG
Molecule: messenger RNA, 4533 nt
Organism: Phragmites australis (common reed)
Lineage: Eukaryota; Viridiplantae; Streptophyta; Magnoliopsida; Poales; Poaceae
Exons: 18
Coding region: 132-4505 (1457 amino acids)
Molecular function (GO): protein binding
Source: RefSeq, a predicted model, not a curated record